UCCAGGCACAGGCUCAACAGUUCAUGAAUGGACAACACUUUCAAUUGCCGCCUGCAUACGCACCGGGACCUAAUAUGGCAAUGCCUCCACCGGAGAUGCACGCUGGUCUGCCCAUGCAAUUCACGAAUGGAGUGCCCAUAGUCAAUGCACAAGGCGAGCUGACUAUGGCAUAUCCUCCACAAAUGCAACAUAUGCAAUUUAUGCAGCAGAUGUCUGCGCAACAACAACAAAUGGUGCACCCGGCCCAUUACGGUUUCAUGAGCAGCUCUGGCGCAUCGCCUCCAAUGCACGUCACGUCGCAGAUGCCGAAACAGCCGUCGCAGCCUGCAUCGGAACUGUUUGUGCACGAAUAUAGUCCCCCUUCGGACAUCAAGCGAGCUGCGACACCACGGAGAACGCCUGGGGAUUCAUUACCGAAAACCUUCACGUUUGCUAAUCACACACCUGAACAUUUCGAGAAGGAAAAGAUCAAGAAAGAAGCCAAGGCGUCCAGCACCGCAUCCAGCAGUCCAGAAAGUGCUGCAUCGAGCUCAUGAGCGUGCUCUAUUCCUUUUUGUCCACCAUGCAUAGCACACGGGUGUAUAAUGGCGUUAAGGGUCCUAGCGACGCAUUUAUUUCUACGAUAACCAUCAUUAGCGACUUGGAGUACAAGGGGACUGGGAAUUUAAAAAUGACACUUAGGCGUCGAGAUGAUAGCCUCGCGUAAUGUGUGGAGAUGGCAGCGCAUCCACGGCUGAAGAGACGGAUACGAAUCAUUAAUGAACACUAGCGAGAACUUGUAGUAUAGUGCUGGAGCCCUGGACGAAAGGCCAAAGUUGCCUGAUCUUUGACGGCUUUAAUGUGAGGCGCGGAGACGCUCUCAUCGAUUUGAAACAAAUACAAUCUAUGGUAUAAUAUGAAAUCCAAAAUUUUCCAUC
Molecule: messenger RNA, 917 nt
Organism: Pseudocercospora fijiensis CIRAD86
Lineage: Eukaryota; Fungi; Ascomycota; Dothideomycetes; Mycosphaerellales; Mycosphaerellaceae
Exons: 1
Coding region: 24-536 (170 amino acids)
Source: RefSeq, a predicted model, not a curated record